CAAAGCUUGCUGGGACGGCGUUCUAAGCUGUGGCGGGAGUCGUGCGGAUUCGUUCGUCUCUGUGGGCGAAAGAAUGUCGCAGGACGAUGCGGCGGUGGCGAGCGGGGUCGUGCUGGAGGAACUCAGCAGCUGGCCGGAGGAGAUGUGCCGUCGGGAGCUGCCUUCGGUGCUGCCCCGGCUCCUCUCUAUGUAUCAGCGUUCUGAAAGUUGGAUUGAACAUAUCCGAAUUUUGAAAAUCAUUGUUGACAUGUUUUUGCCUCAUAUGAACCACCUGACACUGGAAGAGACUUUGUUUUCCCAAGUUUUACCAAAGACUAUAAAAUUGUUUGAUGGCAUGAUAUGUGAAUUAACCAGUGAAGCCAGAGAACUCUCCAGUCAAAAUUUAGAAAUCCAGGUCACCAUAAGGAACAUUUUAGAAACAAUGGUGCAGAUCGUAGGAGGUCUUGCAGGAUGUGUUCAUCAUGUCUGUGCCACACAGGAAUCUGUCUUUCUUGGAAAUAUUCAUAGUCUUCCCUCAUUCAUCCUGCAUAUAAUCAAAAGUACAUUUGUACACUGUAAGAAUAGCGAAUCUGUGUAUUCUGGGCGCUUACACCUAGUGUCAGACCUCCUCCAGAUUCUUUUCAAGGAGGCCUAUUCUCUCCAGAAGCAGCUGAUGGAGCUGCUGGACAUGGUUUGCCUGGGCCCUUCAGUUGAGGAGAAUAACAGUUCAACAAUGGUAGAAGCUAUUCAUUCAUUAUUGGAUAUCUGCUCUGUUAUCUCCAGUAUGGACCAAGCAUUUCAUGCCAAUACUUGGAAGUUUAUUAUUAAGCAAAGCCUCAAACACCAGUCGGUUUUAAAGAACCAGUUGAAGCACAAAGAGAUAAUUUCUAGCUUGUGUGAAGACAUUCUAUUCUCCUUUCAUUCUUGUUUACAGUUAGCUGAGCAGAUAACACAGCCAGCUGCACAGGAUAACGCUGACUAUAGAUUAUUUCAGAAAACACUAAAAUUGUGUCGUUUCCUUGCUAACUCCCUUUUGCACUACACUAAGGAAUUUCUUCCUUUCCUGUCUGAUUCUUGCAGUACUUUGCACCAGCUUUAUCUUCAGAUACACAGCAAGUUGCCUCCAAGCCUAUAUGCUGCCAGGAUUUCCAAAGCACAGCAGGAGGAAAUAGCAGGCACCUUCCUUGUGGUACUGGAUUCGCUCAUCAGUCAGCUGCUCAGAUCCCAGCCUUUUGCACAGGCAGUUUUGGCUAGUAAACUUGACAUGCUCUGUGAACUGCAGCUUCCACAAGUCCUACUCCUGGUUGUUGUCUUGGAUAAGCUGCCCUCUCAGCCCGAGGAUGUACAGACCCUGUGGUGCACAGAAGAUAUAACUAGAAUGUCCAUACUGAAAGCCAUUUUCUACAAUUUUGGGCAGUGUUCUGGUGAACUCUCUCUGCCUACUCAUUUACAAGGAGUAAAGGGUAAAGGACAAGCUGAGGUGCCUGUCACUUUGUAUCAGCAUGUUUGUGUUCACCUGUGUGCAUUUGUGGCUUCCUUUCAUCCCUCAUUGUUUCCUGUGCUGGAUGCUGCUCUUUUGAACGCUGUGCUUAGUUCUAAUAUGAGUACUUCAUUGUUAGCGAUGGAUGUAUGGUGCUUCCUUGCUCGAUACGGAACUGCUGAACUUGGUGCACACCAUGUCACAUUAGUGGCUCAUCUGAUUAAAUCUUGCCCUGGAAGAUGUGUUCAGCUUACCUACCUAUCCAUACUAUUGAAGCGGCUCUUUUUCUUCAUGGCCCCACCCCAUCAGGUGGAAUUUAUCCAGAAAUUUUCUCCAAAAGAAGCAGACAACUUGCAUUUGUGGCAGUAUAUUUCCGUCCAGGCACUGUCUGCCGAUCUCAGGAAGCAAGUUGCAUGUGAAGUUGUCAGAGUGUGCACAGCACAAUGCAGGAAAUGGUUGAGUAGCACUCAUACUCUGGCAGAACUCGACUCUCUGAAUACAGCACUUUCUGUUUUACUUACUGUAUGCAGUUCUGCUGGAGAAGCUUUGGACAGUAGACAACUAACUACAGUUACUGAAGUUGUGGGUCAGCUUUGGGCUUUUAUAAACAUUGAGCAAAUAAUCAGUCAACCCUAUGUUCAACAGACAUUUAGCCUUUUACUUCAGCUGUUGGCAUUUUUCAUCCAACAUGUAGAUCUGCAGCUGAUCAGUCAGGUUGUAAAUGUCCUGACCUCGGUAAUUAAACUUGAUCCUCCCGACGACAUUUCUUAUGCAGUGCUGGAUUUUAUAUCUUCUUUGGGCAAACUUUAUAUGUCUCAAACUAUCCGGGACAAGGUGCUGCCCAACAUGUCUUGUAUUCUUGCUUCACUGGUAGUCAACAAGAAUUGGUUGCUAGAGCAACACACUUUGGAGGCAUUUACUCAGUUUGCUGAGGGAACAAAGCAUGAAGAGAUAGUUCCACAGUGUCUCGGUUCUGAAGAAAUCAAGAACAAAGUUGUAUCCUUUUUGGAGAAGACAGAAUCUGUAGAUGAAACUGAGGCUGUCACAGUGGACAAUGUGAAACAAGAGAAAGGCUCUUUCUGGAAACCCGUUGCUCAGCCUUGUACAAAAAGAGCCCGUCAGGAGCUGCCCUUUGAAGAAGAAUACAGAUCAAUAUUUCAAGCUGCAGCAAGGGCUUUGGAGACAACUGAGUUUUUACUCAAACACUCUAAUGUUCCAGCCUGGCUGUUGCCAGAACUGGAGGCACUGCAAGAAAGAAUCGAGACACUAAAAUGCUGUGUGCUUAGAGGGUAAAAUAUGAAUGGACUGUGUAUUGA
This is a messenger RNA of Apodemus sylvaticus (European woodmouse), 2775 nucleotides long. RefSeq names its product FIGNL1 interacting regulator of recombination and mitosis (gene Firrm). The transcript has 24 exons. Bases 74 to 2752 code for a protein of 892 amino acids. Lineage: Eukaryota; Metazoa; Chordata; Mammalia; Rodentia; Muridae. The record is from RefSeq and is a predicted model, not a curated record.